UGAAAGUACGGAAAAGAGGGACUAGCGGAUUAACUUCCGGUUGCCUUACCCACGUUCUUCCGCAGGUUUCAAACAAAACGAUUCUCCGUCGAUUUGUGAAGAACCAAACAAAAUGAGCAAAGCACACCCUCCUGAGUUGAAAAAGUUCAUGGACAAGAAGCUUUCGCUCAAACUAAAUGGAGGCAGACACGUGCAGGGCAUCCUUCGAGGGUUUGACCCCUUUAUGAACCUGGUGGUGGAUGACUGUCUGGAAAUGGGACCAGGAGGACAACAGCAUACCAUUGGCAUGGUGGUCAUCCGAGGUAACAGCAUCAUCAUGUUGGAAGCUUUGGAAAGAGUAUGAGAAAAGCUGCAAUGGAGCGUGUCUGUGGAUUUUUUUUUUUAUAUAUAUGUAUACAUGGUUAAACUGAAACAACACAACUGUCUGAUUUAUGUAAAAUGACUCGCUUUUAGGGUUUGUGAAUAAAUAAAUCCUUUUCUUCCUA
Messenger RNA from Corythoichthys intestinalis (scribbled pipefish), 485 nucleotides. RefSeq names its product small nuclear ribonucleoprotein polypeptide G (gene snrpg). The transcript is spliced from 4 exons. The record is from RefSeq and is a predicted model, not a curated record. Gene Ontology annotation, cellular component: U4 snRNP; catalytic step 2 spliceosome; P granule. Gene Ontology annotation, molecular function: RNA binding. The coding region runs from base 113 to 343 and encodes 76 amino acids. NCBI's taxonomy places the organism in Eukaryota, Metazoa, Chordata, Actinopteri, Syngnathiformes, Syngnathidae. Gene Ontology annotation, biological process: spliceosomal snRNP assembly; mRNA splicing, via spliceosome.